Panicum hallii is the source of this 1420-nucleotide messenger RNA. RefSeq names its product patatin-like protein 2. Gene Ontology annotation, molecular function: monoacylglycerol lipase activity; glycerophospholipase activity. NCBI's taxonomy places the organism in Eukaryota, Viridiplantae, Streptophyta, Magnoliopsida, Poales, Poaceae. The record is from RefSeq and is a predicted model, not a curated record. The coding region runs from base 161 to 1156 and encodes 331 amino acids. The transcript is spliced from 4 exons. Gene Ontology annotation, biological process: lipid metabolic process.
CGUGCUGAGCAUCGACGGCGGCGGCAUCCGGGGGCUCAUCCCGGCCACCAUCAUCGCCUGCCUCGAGGCCAAGCUCCAGGAGCUGGACGGCCCGGACGCUCGGAUCGCGGACUACUUCGACGUGAUCGCCGGGACGAGCACCGGCGCCCUGCUCACGUCGAUGCUGGCGGCGCCGGACGAGAACAAGCGCCCGAUCUUCGCCGCCAAGGACCUCACCACCUUCUACCUCGAGAACGGCCCCAAGAUCUUCCCGCAGAGAAACUGGCCAGGGUGGCUGACGUCGUCGAUGAACUUGAUUGGCACCAUAAGGGGCCCCAAGUACGACGGCGUGUUCCUGCACGACAAGAUCAAGAGCCUAACGCACGACAUGAGGGUCGCGGACACGGUGACCAACAUCGUGGUGCCGGCGUUCGACGUCAAGUACCUGCAGCCCGUGAUCUUCACCACCUACGAGGCCAAGGCCGACCCGCUCAAGAACGCGCACCUCUCGGACAUCUGCAUCAGCACGUCGGCGGCGCCGACAUACUUCCCGGCCCACUUCUUCAGGACCGAGGGCCCCGACGGCAGGUCCCGGGAGUACCACCUCGUCGACGGGGGCGUCGCCGCCAACAACCCGACCAUGAUCGCCAUGUCCAUGCUCACCAAGGAGGUGCUCCGCCGCAACCUGGACUUCAACCCCGGGAAGCCGACCGAGUACCGGAACUACCUCAUCAUCUCCGUCGGCACCGGGUCGGCCAAGCUGGCCGAGAAGUACACCGCGCCACAAUGCGCCAAGUGGGGGCUCAUCCAGUGGCUCUACGAGGGCGGCUUCACCCCGAUCAUCGACAUCUUCUCCCAUGCCAGCGCCGACAUGGUCGACAUCCACGCAGCUGUUCUCUUUGAAGCCCUGCAUUGUCAGAAGAACUACCUCCGCAUCCAGGAUGAUUCUCUUAUGGGCAACACAUCCUCGGUGGACAUCGCAACGGAGGAGAACAUGGAAGCUCUUAUCGGGAUCGGCAAGGAGCUCCUCAAGAAGCCGGUGGCGAGAGUGAACAUCGACACGGGGAUGUACGAGCCCGUCGCCGGCGAGGGCACCAACGAGGACGCGCUCGCACGCUUUGCCAAGAUGCUUUCCGAGGAACGGAAGCUACGCAUCAAGAAUCUAAACUCUUGUUAGCUCUAGUCUGCUGGUUCUGCCUGUUCUUACUCUGUCAUGCAAAUAAGAAAUUGAGCACAGAGAGAAGGGGGAGAAGACAAGUGCAUGCCAUGUGCCUUGAGUUCAUAAUACUGCCGCUAGCUGGUCCGCAUCCACAUCAGCUGUCGCUUGGAUCUUUCAUAUAUAUGGUUCUCAAUGCAUGUGCAUGAACAUUGCUGAGGUCGUCAAAAAUUGAUAAAAAAAAAUAUGGAAGUACCUCUGGUGAUAAAAAUACUCCCUCCGUCU